Myotis myotis is the source of this 2068-nucleotide messenger RNA. RefSeq names its product oxidative stress responsive serine rich 1 (gene OSER1). Lineage: Eukaryota; Metazoa; Chordata; Mammalia; Chiroptera; Vespertilionidae. Bases 679 to 1557 code for a protein of 292 amino acids. The transcript is spliced from 4 exons. Gene Ontology annotation, biological process: cellular response to hydrogen peroxide. The record is from RefSeq and is a predicted model, not a curated record.
GGGGCUGAUGGUUUCAACCUCGUCUUGUUGGCAACUUAGAGACUCGCUGGACGGGGCUUUCUUUCCCCGACUCCGUGCUUGCUUCCGGGGGGCCGGGCAAGUUCCUAAAUCUUGAACAUUGUGAUGACGCGCUGACCCGCGGAUCGUUUAUUCUCCCCCAGGUCUCUUCUAGGCUCGAGGUUGAAAGAGGUUUUGGUGAAAACGGCAAGAUAGAAAUAAGAUUGUGACACAUGCUAUUGGUUGAAAGUCAGAGAAAACCAGAAAUUUUGAUGGAGGAACUUAGGAGGAUUUUGCUUGUCAUUUUUGAAAGGUUGCGGGAAACCGGAGGCAUAAAUUGCCCUGUGUGAUUUAACUUAAAGCAAUACAAAGUAACUUCGAAUAGGCCUUUAACAGUUUGAUCUUUUGGGAGACUGUUCAAGAAAUCAGCGCUGUGAAAACGGCAAGGAAGUCUCCCACAAGUUUAAUGUGAAUUGUGUUCCCCGGAGUUUGUCCUAGAGCUCUUGAUGUGAGUGAAUAGGAAGGUAGGAAUACUGAGGAGCAUAAUAAGCCGUUCGUGAAUUACACACAGGCUCUGAUUUAGCGCUUAAGAUCGUGCGGAACACUUAUCUUUGCUCAGGGUUAGUCUAACCGAGAGAAAAGUAUAAGCGGGAACAUCAUAGUAGUGUAAAAAGUUUCACAAUGAAAUCCGAAGCCAAGGAUGGAGAGGAGGAGAGUCUACAAACUGCUUUCAAGAAAUUAAGAGUGGAUGCAUCAGGGUCCAUAGCAUCUCUGUCUGUUGGAGAAGGCCCAAGUGUCAGAGCAUCAGUCAGAACAGCAGCAGAUGAUACCAAACCUAAAACCACAUGUGCAUCUAAAGACAGUUGGCACGGCUCAACACGGAAGUCUUCACGAGGAGCAAUGAGAACCCAACGUCGUCGACGAUCUAAAUCUCCUGUCCUUCAUCCCCCAAAGUUUAUACAUUGCAGUACAAUAGCAUCUUCUUCCAGCAGCCAGCUCAAGCACAAAGGCCAGACUGACUCCCCUGAUGCCAGCAGUGGGCUGGGAAUUUCAACCCCUAAAGACUUCAGUGCAAGAGAAUGCUCUACUUCUCUCGAUACUAAUCACACAGGGGCAGUUGUUGAGCCUUUGAGAACUUCGGUUCCAAGGCUGCCGUCAGAGAGUAAGAAGGAAGACUCCUCUGAUGCUACUCAAGUCUCCCAAGCAAGUCUCAAGGCCAAUGAACUCUCUGACUUUCAAUCUGUUUCCAAGCUAAACCAGGGCCAGCCAUGUGCAUGCCUAGGCAAGGAGUGCCAGUGUAAGAGGUGGCAUGAUAUGGAGGUGUAUUCCUUUUCAGGCUUGCAGAAUGUCCCUCCCUUGGCCCCAGAACGAAGAUCCACGCUUGAGGACUACUCUCAGUCGCUUCACACCAGAACUCUGUCUGGCUCCCCGCGCUCCUGUUCUGAGCAAGCUCGAGUCUAUGUGGAUGAUGUGACCAUUGAGGACCUGUCAGGCUACAUGGAAUAUUACUUGUAUAUUCCCAAGAAAAUGUCCCACAUGGCAGAAAUGAUGUACACCUGAUAGCAGGAACCAACUAAUACGCUUUAAACCAAUGAAGGGCUGUCAGAGAGAGGUAGUUAAUGGCAGACCUGGCAGCCACUUUGUGUGAGAAGACACCUCCUGCUCACUGUGCUUGCAAUAAAAACUUUACUUGGCAUCUCAGUUCAUAUUCAUUCUUUAAACUUCCUCUCAGAGUUCUUACAUACCUACAAACUGAUCAAAGAAAAAGUCCUUUCACUUAGUGAUGUUCCUGGGGGACGAAGAAACUAUACGUGACUGGUAGCAGUGGGUACAUGGUAAAAGCAUUUUUCAAAUCUGUGAAAGAUUUUGUGGCCAAGGAAAUGAAAUGUGGUUUUGUAACUGGACUGAGCAUUUGUUAUGCAGUAAUUGCCAGCUCAGAAUAUUAGAACUUCUAUGACUGAUUUAAGCCAUCUCUGAUUUAGUGCAAAAUUUAUUGUCUUUACAAGUUUCUUAUGUUAUUAAGCCAGAGAUCCAGAGUUUAGAUUUAAUAUGAAUAAACUAGCUGGCCUAC